AUGGUGGCUUUCAAUUUGGCCAAGAUGUUGAGGGAAGAGAGGGUUCAGAAAGUGGCCAUUGCUAGCUCCGGUGUUAACAUGACACUUGUUAACAACGUGGCGUUGGUUCAGAGGGCUCAAUUGGACAACAUUGAGGACCUCAUGUUGCCUUACACGGACUUGAAACUUGAGACGGUGAGGGGAAUGAGGUUCCCGAAGAGGCCCAAGACUGAUGACUACCCAAGAUGCAGGAAACUCUACAUAAACACAUGUGGGAUUGAGUUUGAAAUUCUCAAGCUCGUCCCAUAUACCUCUAAGCUUAGUAAAGAAUUCAAUAAUGAAGAGAUUAUCUUGUUUGAGUGA
This is a messenger RNA of Sphenostylis stenocarpa, 342 nucleotides long. The record is from the annotation of a GenBank genome assembly. NCBI's taxonomy places the organism in Eukaryota, Viridiplantae, Streptophyta, Magnoliopsida, Fabales, Fabaceae.